UGGGCAGGACGGAAGGAGCGGGGGAGGCACCUGACGCAAACUACAAUUCCCGGCGGGGAGCGCGGUGAAGGGGGGGGGUGGGAGCUGAACAUGGCGGCGGUGGUAGCUGCUACGGCGCUGAAGGGCCGGGGGGCGAGAAAUGCCCGCGUCCUCCGGGGGAUUCUCUCAGGAGCUACAGCAAGCAAGGCUUCCCAGAACAGGACCCGGGCACUGCAAAGCCACAGCUCCCCAGAGUGCAAGGAGGAACCGGAGCCCCUUCCCCCAGAGCUGGAAUACAUUCCCAGGAAGAGGGGCAAGAACCCCAUGAAAGCAGUUGGCCUAGCCUGGUACAGCCUGUACACCCGCACCUGGCUGGGGUACCUCUUCUACCGCCAGCAGCUGCGCAGGGCUCGGAACCGCUACCCCAAAGGCCACUCCAGAACGCAGCCCCGCCUCUUCAACGGAGUCAAGGUGCUUCCCAUCCCUGUCCUCUCCGACAACUACAGCUACCUCAUCAUUGACACCCAGGCCCGGCUGGCUGUGGCUGUGGACCCGUCAGACCCACAGGCUGUACAGGCAUCCAUCGAAAAGGAAGGUGUGAGCUUAGUGGCCAUUCUGUGCACCCACAAGCACUGGGACCACAGUGGAGGGAACCGGGACCUCAGCCGGCGGCACCAGGACUGCCGGGUGUAUGGGAACCCCCAGGAUGGCAUCCCCCACCUCACCCACCCACUGUGUCAUCAAGACGUGGUGAGCAUAGGAAGACUCCAGAUCCAGGCUCUGGCCACCCCCGGCCACACACAAGGCCAUCUGGUCUACCUGCUGGACGGGGAGCCCUACAAGGGGCCCUCCUGCCUCUUCUCAGGGGACCUGCUCUUCCUCUCAGGCUGUGGCCGGACCUUCGAGGGCACUGCAGAGACCAUGCUGAGUUCACUAGACACUGUGCUGGGACUGGGUGACGACACUCUGCUGUGGCCUGGCCACGAGUACGCGGAGGAGAACCUGGGCUUUGCUGGAGUGGUGGAGCCGGAGAACCUGGCCCGCGAGAGGAAGAUGCAGUGGGUGCAGCGGCAGCGGAUGGAGCGCAGGAGCACGUGCCCGUCCACGCUGGGGGAGGAACGCUCCUACAACCCGUUCCUGAGGACGCACUGCCUGGGGCUGCAGGAGGCGCUGGGGCCAGGCCCGGGCCCUACCGGGGACCAAGACUACUCACGGGCCCAGCUCCUGGAGAAGCUGCGCCGGCUCAAGGACCUGCACAAGAGCAAGUGACACCCCCACACCCCACCCCUGCCCCCCAAACCCCACACCCCGCCUCAAGCCUCUCCCACCACCACCUCCACUGUAAGGGGGAUGAAGGGCAGAGGACGUGAGAACAAGAGAGAACGGGAUUCUGGGAAGCUUGGGGGCUCCCAGGGGUGCAGCUGAAAGGAAAAGAGGGGUCUCGGGACACCUGGCUGGGGACAGUCCCUUUUUGCAACCCUGAUCUUGUACUGGAUGUUUAGGGGCCUGGCAAGAUAGAUUCCAGCUCCCUUCGCCCUCCUUUCCAGGGUUGGAAAGGAAGCCCAGUCCCCCAGGCGUGCCUGAGGUGGGGUGUGCUCAGAGCACCUCCAGGCUUUGGUUCACUGAGACACUGCCCCUCAUCCCAAGCGUCCCCCUUCCCCAUUCAGGCAUUUUCCAAAUAGAGCCAUUUAUCAAAAGAAAGGACUGGGAGGCUGGCUGGACAGUCUACUGGUGACACCCCCAACCCCCCACAGCCUGCCAGAGGGAGGGCCUGGCACUCGGGCUGGGAGCCUCCAGAGGCAGGGCUGUGCAGCCCCCUGGUCUUGCAGGCCCCCUCUCAAUGCUCCCUAUGCAGCUGGUCUGAGCCUGCUCCCUGGCCUCUGCUCCAGGCCUGGGCCAAGAGGGCCCCUCCUGCCCAGGAGAGAGAGAGCCAGGGUGAGCUGGCUGCUGCGGCCUCCUCAUCCCCACACCUGCUUCCUCUGACUCCCGCUGGAGCCUCCUCCACUCUUGACUGAGUGAAACCUUCAUACGGGUCUUUAUAGUUGCUCAUUUGUCUGGGCCUGGGCCUACCUGGGAGGCAGGGUCUGCAGGGCAAAGGACAGGAGUCAGAAGUGAACGGAAGCUUCUAGAAGCCCAUAAUGACCCUUCCUCAGCUCUGCAUUCCCUCUGGUCCCUUCCAGCGCUGGUCCCUUCCAGGUCACCUGUAGCCACCCACAAGUCACUUUCCCCCACUGGUCCCACUGUAUCUGGUGACCAGCCAGGAGCCUUCUCUCCCUGUUCCUAGACCCCCUCCUCAGUCACUUCUGGUGAGCCUCAGAGAUGAACCCCUGCCCUCAAUCUCCCCUUCAGCCUCCAGCCUCUGCCUUCUCCUCCAGCCAAGGCCUCUAGCACCAAUUCUAGCAAUACCACCAGAAUAGUUAGCCCCCAAGACACGCAGUCUCCUGCCUCUGUGCCUUCGCUCAUGCUAUUCCUUCAGACUGGAAUGCCUUUCCCCUGCCUGGCAAAUGCCUUUUCAUCUCUCACAAGGCCCCCACCCCCAAACCCCCUCCUCCAGGAAGACCACCCCCACACCCUUCCACCCUGCCCCCAGGCUACCUCCACUCUUUGUCAAAGCUUCCUAUCACUCUGUAUGUUACUUGUUUACACAUCUGCCCCCCCUUCUAGACUGUGAAUCCUCCAGGGCAUGGACUGUAUCUUAUGCAUCUCUCUACUUCUGCGCCUAGCACGGUGCCUGGCACACAGGAGGCGCACAAUAAAUGUCGAAUGAAUGAUUUA
This is a messenger RNA of Erinaceus europaeus (western European hedgehog), 2754 nucleotides long. It is a transcript of the gene PNKD, whose product is annotated as PNKD metallo-beta-lactamase domain containing. The transcript is spliced from 10 exons. Gene Ontology annotation, cellular component: mitochondrion. Gene Ontology annotation, molecular function: hydroxyacylglutathione hydrolase activity. The record is from RefSeq and is a predicted model, not a curated record. Bases 91 to 1248 code for a protein of 385 amino acids. Lineage: Eukaryota; Metazoa; Chordata; Mammalia; Eulipotyphla; Erinaceidae.